This is a messenger RNA of Eremothecium sinecaudum, 777 nucleotides long. It is a transcript of the gene PEX2, whose product is annotated as ubiquitin-protein ligase peroxin 2. Lineage: Eukaryota; Fungi; Ascomycota; Saccharomycetes; Saccharomycetales; Saccharomycetaceae. The transcript has a single exon. The record is from RefSeq and is a predicted model, not a curated record. The coding region runs from base 1 to 777 and encodes 258 amino acids.
AUGUCCUCAGUAGCGCAGCUAGAUUCCUUGGCACUGGACUCUGAAUUACAUGAAUCUAUAUGGAACGAGUUUCAGUCCCAUUUUAAGCCUAUUAAUAAUAUUGAUGAAUGGCAGCUACUUAUCCACACAUUGGUGUUUUAUCUUUCAACACAUACGAAUCUAAAAGGCGUAAGUACUUAUGGUUCUCAGUUAAGUGGGGUCACUUACCAGACCACCAAGUCUACUUUAUUCUUAGUUUCUGUUUUGGUUCAGUUUUUGCAUAAGAAGUUUUCAUCGGCAAUACUAAGGGGAGACAAGUUCACGAAGUGGUAUCUGAUGGCUUCUAAAUUGUACCAUUGUUACGACUUGUUUAACUUCUUACAGUUUCUUUCAACGCCAUGUUUUAUCUCACCUAUUCACAGGCUAUUUAACGUUACAUGCACUAAGGCACUUGAGGAGUCAACUUUCUAUACUUCGACAGUAUAUGCUGGCCUAGAGUUCCAAAACAGGCAGCUCAUGUGGAAUACCAUUCUAGAACUUCUGAAUAAAAACGUACUUCAACUAAAUUACUUUUCAAGACAGCAGCUUGAAAAGAACGAAACGCCGACAAGACAAGAUCAGUGCGCGAGGUGCAAGGAGCUCCCGGUCAAUCCAUAUUCUAGCUCUUGCUGCAGAUCCACAUACUGCUACGUUUGUCUUAUUAGGAAUUUGGAUGUCAUGUUUUGCAGCAAUUGUGGUACCAAGAAGACGUUUACGGCCACACCAUUAUAUGCUGCAGCGAAGUUAGAAGGAAACUAG